CAGCACUGAAGUGCAUCUACCUUUGGGGGGAAAAGUGAAAACUGUUCAAGAACACAGCACAACAGUUUAGGAAGGAAAGUGAAGAAUACUGUAAAACCGCAGGGGGAAUGUUAGGUAGAUACAAGGCAAGUCCAGAGGUGGUCAUUGAGUCAGGACACCUAGCUUAAAACCUCUGACUCUUGGAAAGUGCCAUGGAAUCUUUAAUGGACAUCGUCGGUCAGAACCUCCGUUUGACAUCCUCACACAAAAAGCAGCACCUCCAGAAAAGAUGCCCUGAUCACCAAGGACUUGUUUUAAUGGAUAUGUCCCAGAAGGAUCCCUGCCAGAAACAAGCCUGUGAAAUACAGAAAUGCUUGCAAGCCAACAACUACAUGGAGUCUAAGUGUGAGGCUGUCAUCCAAGAGUUGCGUAGGUGCUGUGCUCAGUACCCCAAAGGGAGAUCUGUUGUCUGUUCAGGAUUUGAGAAGGAAGAUGAAGAAAGGCAGAAGCUUAAAUCUGCAUCCAAAUGAAUUUCUGCUCCAUGUUUUUCAUCCAGGAGAUUUUAUUUGGUCUCCUGAACAGGUUUUCUCAGGUAGUCAACAAAAGCCAAAUGGAAAUUCACUUAUAGGUUUAGUCAAUAGAUAUGCCACUUAGGCAAAAGAAUAGAAAGAUAGAAAAAGAAAUCUAGUCUGAAACAACUUAUUAAAAGCAAAAAUGUUUUUGU
This is a messenger RNA of Vombatus ursinus (common wombat), 703 nucleotides long. It is a transcript of the gene CMC4, whose product is annotated as C-X9-C motif containing 4. The transcript has 3 exons. The record is from RefSeq and is a predicted model, not a curated record. Bases 192 to 509 code for a protein of 105 amino acids. Lineage: Eukaryota; Metazoa; Chordata; Mammalia; Diprotodontia; Vombatidae. Gene Ontology annotation, cellular component: mitochondrial intermembrane space.